Molecule: messenger RNA, 2752 nt
Organism: Aspergillus alliaceus
Lineage: Eukaryota; Fungi; Ascomycota; Eurotiomycetes; Eurotiales; Aspergillaceae
Product: putative AAA family ATPase
Exons: 3
Coding region: 276-2630 (784 amino acids)
Molecular function (GO): ATP hydrolysis activity; ATP binding
Source: RefSeq, a predicted model, not a curated record
GCCUUUUGGUGCACCAACGACGUCACGAGAAAUCAUGGCCGAAUUUGGGAAAGAGAAAAAUUGGACUUGGACAACCUCUUCUCUCCUCCCUUUACUCUCUUCCUCUCUCACUCUCACACCGCUGUCUGUCAAUUCGUUCUUUCUUUUGCGAACCUCUCCUUCCUUUCCCUUGAGGUGAUAGGAUCAUCUUUGAUCGACUACUCCCUACGAUUCAUAGCGCGCGGGCGGGUCCUGCAAUUCCGCCGUUGAUUGAAUGAUCUGAUCAACCUAAAUCCAUGAUGCGCCCCAAACCUAUGUCUUCCCUCCAGAAGACCUACGAUGAUUGCUACUUGAUGUGCUCCACAGCCGUCUACUUUGAAGGACAGAACAAUGAAGUUGAAGCAUUGAAGUCUUGGCGCUCCGCUCUUGAGACCAUCUACUAUCAUAAUGCCUAUCGGGUUCCCUCCAAGUACUCCCCCAAGAACGAAACGGAGAAGGCCCUCCAGGAUUCCAUCCGCCAGUUAGAGCUCCAAUGUCGGGAGCGUGUCGAUCUACUUGAAGCCCUGCGUGAGAGCAGAAAGGACUCGUCAGGAAAGCCGCCGCCUCCGCUUCCGGGUCAUCGUGGCUGGAUUGGCGAGGGAACCGUCCCCGCGGUCGGAUAUACCGACCUGUCCAAACCGCCCACGAUCCCCGGACGCCCACCACCCCCUGUCAGCAGGACGAGCUCGGAGUCAGUUAGGAAUGAAUCAAACUCCUCAACCUCAAUGGCGAGUCGUCCGGUAUUGCACAAGACGCAUUCUUCUUCCGCCAAGACUACUUCAUCCCGCACCUCCAGCCCUGAGCGUCGGAAGAUGAUGCCGUCUACACUACGCACGUCCGAUUUGAAGAAACCCGUCAAGAAGAAAACCAGCCCGCGACGGAAAGAUCUGCGGCCGGCCGCAGCAUCUCAAGCCGCGGGCCUGGCCUGGGGCAAUCUGUAUCGCGCUCCGUCGUCAGAGAAGACCGUCAGCGAUGCAGCUCUGGCGUCCUCCCGUUUGACUGCCGCCAAUGAUCCCAGUUUCCGAAAGGACCCAGGACCACCCCGGUCGAAGUCGGGCGACGGGAUACCCCCCCGGAGAAGCGUACCCCCAGAAGACUCCGGUGAAGACCGUCGCGCCGGGCGGAAACCUCGCGUAUCUAGUCAGACGCCGCGACGGUCGCCGGCGAAGUCAACUCCCGCUCCAACUUCAACCCCGACAUCCAUGCCUCGCUCUCCGGCUGGAACCCGGCAGCAGGAGACUAGUCGCGCCCAUUCCGCGUCCGUCUCGUCGGGCUCUAGGGAUACCAUUCAGCCACGUGCCUCUCCGAAGCCUUCGGUCAAACCUAAGCCGGUCGCAUUGAGGUCAUCAUACCAGCCGCCGACGCCUUCCGCAGGGGCAGCGGGAGUAAAUGAUGCUUCCAACACACCGAGGGUGAAAUCCACCAGCACGCCGCGCAAAAUGACUCCCGCUUCCACGGGGGACGAUGCGCUAAGCGAUAAUAUGGACCGCAUGGCAGUUUCCCGUACAAGCCCGGAAAGGCGCUCUAUCCCACGCAUCAGGCGUACUAUUACCCCACUAUCCUCCAGCGAUCCCGAAUCCCUCGGUCCCAAGUCCACCGAUGCAGAUGAGGACGAAGCCGAAAUCGAGAAGGAUGACGCGGUUUUGGAUAUCUUGAACAAGCUCCCGAAAGGGAUAGAUGUGCCAACCGCCCGGCAGAUCCUCAAUGAUAUUGUAGUCCGUGGGGAUGAAGUACACUGGGACGAUAUUGCAGGUUUAGAUGGGGCUAAGAAGGCCCUCAAGGAAGCCGUCGUCUACCCGUUUUUGCGUCCAGACCUUUUCUCCGGUCUACGAGAGCCAGCUCGGGGAAUGCUCCUGUUCGGACCUCCAGGGACAGGCAAGACCAUGCUUGCGCGGGCCGUCGCGACGGAAUCUAAAUCCACCUUUUUCUCGGUUUCCGCAUCAACGUUGACCUCCAAAUGGCACGGGGAGAGCGAAAAGCUCGUCCGCGCGUUGUUCGGCCUGGCCAAGGCGCUGGCGCCGUCGAUUAUCUUCGUGGACGAGAUCGACUCGUUACUAUCCGCUCGCUCGUCCGGUACUGAGAACGAAGCGUCCCGACGCUCGAAGACCGAGUUCCUGAUCCAAUGGUCGGACCUGCAGCGCGCAGCAGCAGGCCGUGAAUCACCGGGCCGUGACAAGAAGACGGGCGGCGACGCCAGCCGGGUCCUCGUCCUAGCGGCCACCAACAUGCCCUGGGACAUCGAUGAGGCCGCGCGCCGUCGCUUUGUCCGCCGGCAAUAUAUCCCCCUCCCAGAGCAUCAUGUCCGCGAACAACAACUUCGGACGUUGCUAAGUCACCAGGUGCACGACUUGACCGAUCGAGAUAUCGAAACCUUAGUUCAGCUUACAGAGGGUUUCUCAGGCUCCGACAUCACAGCCCUCGCCAAAGACGCCGCAAUGGGCCCCCUCCGCAACCUCGGCGAAGCUCUCCUUCACACCCCCAUGGACCAAAUCCGCGCCAUCCGCUUCCAAGACUUCGAAGCCAGUCUCUCGUCCAUCCGACCCAGCGUCAGCCGGGAAGGAUUACAAGAAUACGAAGAAUGGGCCCGGCAAUUCGGCGAGCGAGGCGGAUAAUUUUCUCCCCCUAUCCCCUAUCAGACUUUAUAUACUUUUUUUCUUUUCUUUUCUUUUCUUCCUUUGAAUGAUUCACGUCAUGGACCGGUGCAUUCGGGGGUCAAACAGUGUUUUUAGUAUAG